UUUCUAAUACUAGGAAUGGCCUACUAGUAGGACAUUCUCCCACAGAACCUAAAGGCAGCAAAGUACAUCUCCACCAUCCCUGCUGUCCCCAGAACACAGAGCCGCUACACUCCAGGUGGAAUGGACGUAUUCUCUGCUACUCCCGUUCUCAGUCCGCCAGAGCCGCGGGGAAAGCCAGGCCCGACAUGACAGCGUCUGCACGGGACAAGAAAUUCUGCCAGCAGUCGCGGGUGACGGUCCGUCCGGAGACGGUGUGGGCUGCGGGUCGCUACAUCGCGCUGGCCGCCCUGUGUAUCCUGUGCUAUAGCAACUCUCUCCACGGGGAGUUGGUGCACGACGAUGUUUGGGCUAUUGUCAACAAUCCGGACGUCCGACCUGGCUCCAGCCUCAGAAACAUCUUCAGCGACGACUUUUGGGGCAAGAGGAUGGCGGACAACACGAGCCACAAGUCUUACAGACCGCUGUGCAUCCUCACCUUCAAGUUGAACAUCGUGCUGGGUGGUAUGACGCCUCUGUAUUUCCACAUUGUCAACGUGUGUUUGCACUGCACCGUAACCUGCCUGCUGAUGCACGUAUGCCAAUGCCACGUGUUUGAAAACCGCCGCCUGGCCUUCGUCACGGCGCUCCUCUUCGCCGUGCACCCUGUCCACACCGAGGCUGUGUCUGGUAUCGUGGGCAGAGCUGAUGUCUUGGCCUGUCUGCUGUUUUUGCUGACAUUCCUCUCCUAUAUUAGGAGUGUGAGUGGGCGUGUCUCUGAGGACACGCUGGCCUUCACGGUGUCGUCAUCUUCGCUGUUCCUCAGUUUGUUGCUGGGCACCUGUGCCAUGCUGGUGAAAGAGACGGGCAUCACCGUGUUUGGAGUGUGCUUGCUCUACGACGCCCUGGUGCUUUGCCGCAAGCCUCUCAUGCAUCACGUGUCUAGUUCUACACUCAGGGAGCUCCUCCACAUCUGUAACCCCUUCAUCAAACGAGCCUGCCUUAUCACCGGCUAUGUAGUGAUCAUCGUGUCUUUCAGGCUUUGGCUGAUGGGAGGAUCCAUGCCGCUUUUUUCUGAACAAGACAAUCCCGCCUCCUUCUCACCUCACUUUCUCACCAGGUUUUUAACCUACUCAUAUUUGCUGUCCUUUAAUGCCUGGUUGCUGCUGGCCCCCAUUGUGCUGUGUUAUGACUGGCAGGUUGGCAGCAUUACCUUGGUGGAAUCGCUGGGUGAUGUGCGCAAUGUGGCCACUAUGCUGCUGGCUGUAGUGAUGAUUGCUUUAUGCCUGCACUGCAUCUUUUCACUGCAGAGGCGAGACAGUAGGGAGGUGUUGGUGGGAUUGUUGUUUCUGGUGUUUCCCUUCAUUCCUGCCAGUAACCUGUUCUUUAGGGUUGGAUUUGUCGUGGCUGAAAGGGUUCUCUACAUGCCGAGUAUGGGUUACUGUAUCCUGGUGGCUCAUGGACUUGGUCGUCUGUGUUCGUCGGUUGGCCGUUGGGGCACCGCAGUUCUCAGUGUGUCCAUGCUGCUACUGGUCCUGCUGUUCUCAUGGAAGACUGUCCAUCAGAACAAUGUGUGGCUCUCCAGGGAGGCCCUGUUCCUUUCUGGUAUCCAGACGCUGCCUCACAAUGCCAAAGUCCACUACAACUAUGCCAACUUCCUGAAAGACACCAGUCGGCACCAGGAGGCAAUUCACCACUACACCACUGCCCUCAGGUUAUACCCCCGUCAUGCCAGCGCCAUGAACAAUCUUGGCACUUUGACUCGCAGCCCAGAGGAGGCAGAGAUGUACUACAGGAAAGCACUGGAAACCAACCCUCAGCACAACCGAGCUCUGUUUAACCUGGGAAACCUCUUUAAAUCUCAGGGGAAGGAGAAAGAAGCUGAGGCUCUGCUCAAGGACUCGAUUCGCUUUGGUCCACAUUUUGCUGAUGCUUACUCCAGUUUGGCAUCACUCUAUGCUGAACAGAAACGCUUUUCUGAAGCCAAUGAAGUUUAUUUAAAAGGCAUAGAGAACUGUCCCGACAGCUCCGACCUGCAUAACAACUAUGGCGUGUUUCUGGUGGAUACGGGAGAAGGACAGCGGGCAGCCGCUCACUACCAGCAAGCUGUGCGACUCAAACCGGCACAUUACGUAGCCAUGGUAAACCUGGGCCGUCUGCUCCGAUCGUCCAAUGAGAAUAAAGAAGCUGAGUCUUGGUACAAAAGGGCACUGCAGGUGACAAGGAAGGUGGACAUUCUGACACCACUUGGAGCAUUAUACUACAACACAGGUCGCUACGAGGAGGCUUUGCAGGUGUACAGAGAAGCUGUGGCCCUGCAACCGGAGAGCACCGACAUCUGGCUGGCUCUCGCUCAGGUUUUAGCAAUGGCUGGUCGUACCAAAGAGGCAGAGAAGAUGAUGCUCGAUGUCAUAUCCAGAAAAGGCAACUGCAUAGAAUGUUACCGCCUCCUGUCUGCAAUCUACAGCAAGCGUGGCAACUACACAGAGGCUCUGGAGGCUUUGGACAAGGCCCUGCAGCAGAAGCCCAGUGACCUGACAGUGAGAGCAGAGCUAUAUUUUUCCAAAGGGAACCAGCUCAGAGAGAUGAACCAGCUGGACCGAGCCUUCGAGAGUUACAAGCUCGCUGUUGAGCUCAAACCAGACCAAUCACAGGCCUGGAUGAACAUGGGAGGAAUUCAGCACAUCAAGGGAGAUUAUGCAGCUGCCAGGAUGUACUACCAACGCGCCCUCCUUCUCACUCCUGGUUCCAAACUUCUGAAGGAAAACCUUGCCAAGCUGGACCGACUGGAGAGGAGACUGACAGGGGCUGUGUAGACUGGUGCCAGUGACACGACACAGUGGGACAAACACUUGCUCUGGAGCCCAAACACCACCCAUUAAGACUGUUGAAUAAACUUCAUCUGUUACGACGAUGGGCUGCGUGUAGGAGAGAAAAGAAGUAGGGUGAACCUGUCAGGCCUUCAGAGAGACUGGCCCCCACCUACAGGCCCAAAGCCUUUCCUGAGGGAUACAAAGAAAAGCUGGUAAGGGCUCUGUGCAAUACCAGCCUGCAUCAGCUUUUCUUCAACAUGCACAUCUAUUUUCAACAUUUGCGUUUCAUUUUCUUUAAGGCACUUAAUCAGAGAUUUUCCUGAGCCCUGUGCUCUGCCUUUGAAAAUGAUUCACAUAUUUACAUUAAUGCAAUAAAAGUGCAGAUUUAAUGAAGGGAACAAGUGGGCAGGUAUUUUCCUGACCCUAAGGUAUGAAUAAUAAAAUGAUGUAGGUUCACCUGUUUGCUUUGGGGAUCUUUCAGCUGUUUCAUGCAAACAAACCGUGUCCCAACCUGACAUAAGACACCUACACUUCACACAAAGACAUUUUUGUGAAUGAAUGCCCAUAAACGGAGGUGUAUCGAUUAUUUUUAUGCUUUUGCGUGAAUUAAUAUUGAAGACAAAUCUCAAAUCAAGACCAAGUGUAACCUAACUGUUGGAAAGCCUCAGAGCCAAACAUUUAUGUUGGUAACUUCCAGCUUCUGAAAAUUCCAAAUCCCAGCCAGCAAUGAUUUCCAUCUCCGUCAGUAUCACAGCAAACCAACUCACAUAAACUCUUGGAACGUGCUCUCAUUUGGAUUGUUGUUCUGUAUCAAUUCAAAAUGAAGCGUCUCAGCAAAGUUUUUGUUGAUUACUUAUUAUUUUAAAAUGAGUGGUAGUACAAUGUGGCUUUGGAGUUGGAAUCAAUCAGGCACAUUUAACUCUGAACAACUCUGAAAUCAGCAGAGCAGCUCUUUGCUGAAACAGUGUCUUGAUGCUCUGAUAUUGUAUCCACGGGACACAAAAGUAGUCCCAUUUCUGCUGUUACAGUUUAUGGCUCCUGCCCUCCAGCAACUGGGGACUUUCAGACUGCUAACUCUGAACUUCUCUGCAGCAGAAGGAAGUUUUGGUUUGACUGGUUCCUUGUACAUUGUUCAAUGGUAUAAGUGUAACAAUGAUAUGAUUGUAUUCUCUGAUACAUUGUGUCCAUCAUCAAAAGUCACACAGGCAGUGUUACGCUGUCUUGUUUGCAGCAUUGUCUGUCCUCAGACUUUUAACUUUACAUUUUUAGAAAAUAAAAUUUCCAAACUCUAAUUGAAAAUGAGCAAACAUCAGAUGGUGAAUAAAAAUUUAAAUGAGUUCAUUACAGACAUCAGAUUACCUCUGUCUGUGAUGUUUUUUCAGCUAAGAUAAGCAACGCACACUGCUAUCAUACUUGAGCUCCAUUCUUGGGCCUCAUGAUUAAAUCAGUAACUAUAUUAACUAAAGAAGAUUAUCUAAAGAUCUGCAAAGUAAGUGGAGUUUAUAUUUGUAUAACCCAAUGGGAAAUAAGGACAGAUUCAUUUGGAUACCACUCUGCUGGGAUAUUUAAGUGAAUAUAUGUGUAAAGCUCUCUUAAAAUGUUAUUAUUCUGGUAACAGCUGCUUCCUCUCUAGAUUACCUAAACCAUAUUUAUCUGAUCUCCACCUAUGGCAGAAGCUAGAAUAAACAGCCUGAUGUCACAAGUCUUCAGCAAGUAGAAUAAGCUAAUGUGUCGGCUCCUGUGUGAAGCUCCUACAUAUGAGUUCAUGUGCAACAUAACCUCUGAGGAAGCUGUUUGGCUGAUCGUUGUGGUUUUAUUGAUUCUGUCGAGUGAAUUUUAUUGUGGAAUGCCAAUGAGAUGAAAGUGAAGUGAUUAGUGCAGUGACUGGGUUGCACCAA
Messenger RNA from Pelmatolapia mariae (spotted tilapia), 4687 nucleotides. RefSeq names its product transmembrane O-mannosyltransferase targeting cadherins 1 (gene tmtc1). Gene Ontology annotation, biological process: RNA processing; protein O-linked glycosylation via mannose. The transcript has 19 exons. The record is from RefSeq and is a predicted model, not a curated record. Bases 186 to 2792 code for a protein of 868 amino acids. Gene Ontology annotation, molecular function: protein binding; mannosyltransferase activity. Lineage: Eukaryota; Metazoa; Chordata; Actinopteri; Cichliformes; Cichlidae.